Molecule: messenger RNA, 2107 nt
Organism: Hevea brasiliensis (rubber tree)
Lineage: Eukaryota; Viridiplantae; Streptophyta; Magnoliopsida; Malpighiales; Euphorbiaceae
Product: cysteine-rich receptor-like protein kinase 46
Exons: 7
Coding region: 28-1950 (640 amino acids)
Biological process (GO): protein phosphorylation
Molecular function (GO): ATP binding; protein kinase activity
Source: RefSeq, a predicted model, not a curated record
UCUCUUCUUUCUUUCAUCAUCCUCCUCAUGGCAUUUUCUAUCAUUCUUUCCUUGGCAGACCCCAGAACUGAAAUUGUAGCACGUAUAUGUGGUAAUGUUCGAGUCCAAAAUGUAUCAAACUACUUCCAGUAUUACUCCAGGAUCACAGAUUACAUGCAGGAUGAAAUGUAUCGAAACAAGUUUGCUUUUAAGGAUGUAGGGAAGCCACCUGAUCGUCUCUUUGUUCUUUCCCAGUGCAUGGAUGAUCUUUCCCCAGAUGAAUGUGCUGUUUGCUUUACCCAGAUCAAUACCAUUAUCCCUGGUUGCUUUCCCAACACCGGUGGCCGUGUUUAUCUUGAUGGUUGCUUUUCUAGGGCUGAGAAUUAUUCUUUCUAUCGUGAAGCUUUGGGGCCUCAUGAUACUACAAGAUGCGGCGCUGAUGUAAACCCCAGGCCGGAUUUCAGAAACGCAGUAGUGAAAGUGCUUGACGAAAUGCUUAUCAAGGCACCAUUAGCAGGACCAGUUUGGCGAGGAUUUGCAGUGAACCAUGAGACUUCACAUGGCAUAACAGCCUACGGAAUGGCCAGUUGCUGGAAGAUUUUAGACAAAGAUUUGUGUUAUACUUGCCUCUCUAAUGCAGCCUCAUCCGCCUUAUCUUGCCUUCCUUCUACAGAAGCUCGCGUCCUUAAUGCUGGCUGCUUUCUUCGUUAUGCGGAUUUCUCAUUUGCCAAUGAAUCUACUGGCGAAAUUAGAGAGCAAAUAUUUUCAUCCAUCACAUAUAUAAUAGGUGUGGUAACAAUCUGCUUAUUGGCGAUUGGUAUUGGGGUUUGUGUGGGCAAACACACCUACAGAAGAAAGAAUGGCAUAAAGAAUUUAAAAGGGAUGGAGGACUUAUUAUUAGAUGAGAGGCUGCAGUUCUUGCAGUUCAAGCAUGCAACAAUACUGAAAGCAACAGAAAAUUUCCAAGAAGUUCACAGACUUGGCGAAGGAGGAUAUGGUGAAGUAUAUAAGGGCACCCUAGCAGAUGGCAGAGAAAUUGCAGUAAAGCGUUUAUAUGCCAGUAGAGAUAGUCAAAUUCGGGAGAUUUGCAAUGAAAUGGAUAUUAUUAGUAGUGCACAACACAAGAACUUGGUUCGGUUCCUUGGUUGUUGCUUCACUAGUGGAGAUAGCUUUCUUGUUUAUGAAUACAUGGCUAAUAGAAGCCUUGAUCUGAUGUUAUUUGAUCCAGCAAAGAAGAAAGAACUCACUUGGAAAAAGAGGCUCCUAAUUAUCACAGGAACAGCUGAAGGUUUGGAGUACCUGCAUAUGGAUUGUCAAGUGCGGAUUAUUCAUCGUGACAUUAAAGCUAGCAAUGUCUUGUUAGAUUUGAAAUAUAAACCAAAAAUUUCAGAUUUUGGGUUAGCAAGAUUUUAUUCCUGUGAUCAUUCCUUGAUCAACACAGCUAUAGCUGGAACACUAGGGUACAUGGCCCCUGAAUACAUCGCCAAAGGACGAUUAACCGAGAAAGUUGAUGUUUAUAGCUUCGGAGUUCUUGUGAUUGAAAUAGUUACAGGCAUACAAAACAACAAACAUCAGUCUGAGGAUAUAUAUGAAACUCUAAUUGCUCAUGUAAACGCCUUCCAGCUUGCUAAAUGUUUAGGUACAAAGAAUUUGAUUUGCUAUUUAUUAAAAAGAAAUGUUUCUUUUUGCAUACAGGUAUGGAAGCACUUUCAGUCGAAUACAAUAUCAGAAAUAAUCGAUAAAGAUAUAGAAAUAGAAGACAUGAAAGAAAUCGAAAGAGUCAUUCAAAUCGGUCUGUUAUGCACUCAAGAAUCACCAAAUUCAAGGCCAACCAUGACAAAAGUAGUUCAAAUGCUUAGAAAAAAGGAUUUUGAAUUGCCUCAGCCGUCCAAGCCACCAUUCACAGAUGAACAUAUGGAAUUGCAUUAUUUAGGCUCAGAUUAUCAACAAAGACAUUCUUUUUCUGAUUAAUUAAUUAGUUAGCUUAGCCUUUUCUUCCCAUUAUGUUCAUUUUCUGGUGUUAAUUAGGCGUAACACAAGGUUAGAUAUAGGAGCUAACAAAUGUUAAUUAGUUUGCUAAUGUGUACAUGAUUAGCUUCAAAAGCAGCUAGCUAGCCAUUGUUUUUGA